Molecule: messenger RNA, 327 nt
Organism: Cylindrotheca closterium
Lineage: Eukaryota; Bacillariophyta; Bacillariophyceae; Bacillariales; Bacillariaceae
Source: the annotation of a GenBank genome assembly
AUGUUCAAGUCCGUCUUCUUCAUCCUUUCCAUGAUCGCCGUCAUGGUCACUGCUGCUGACAAGGAAGUCACUUUGAGCACGGUCCAAACAAGAAAGCUUCAAACCGUGGCUCCCGUCGUCAUGGUUCCCAUUGCCGUCCCAGUCAUGGUCCCAGUCGUCAUUACCCCCCAUCCUACUCCUCAUCCUACUCCUGGCAAAGGAAAAGGUGGAAAAGGAAAGGGAGGAAAAGGAAAGGGUGCCAAAAUGGCCAAGAGAUCUUAUGAAUCUUCGUCGUCUCGAGGACACAGAUUGUACUAUUCUUCUUCUCGCCGUCACCAAGUCCGUUAA